This is a messenger RNA of Nerophis lumbriciformis (worm pipefish), 882 nucleotides long. NCBI's taxonomy places the organism in Eukaryota, Metazoa, Chordata, Actinopteri, Syngnathiformes, Syngnathidae. The record is from RefSeq and is a predicted model, not a curated record.
AUGGAUGCUUUGGACGAGCUGUCUUACGCAUUGGCGGACUUGUCAAUGUUCCCCUACUUUGACAUGGCGCACUAUAUUAUAUCAAUCAUGGCUUUGAAGGAGCAGCAAGGAACAAUGGAGGUGUCCCGCGUGAGCCCGUUGGCUUGCUGGUUCAGCUCCAUGAUAGUCUGCUUUGCUGGCACCGUACUGGCAGGCAUCAUACUGGCCGAACCACCUUUGGCGCCGCUGGCCAAAGGCUCCCAUGUUCUGCUUGCCUCUCUUGUCUGGUACCUCAUGUUCUACUGUCCCUGGAACCUGAUGCACAAAUGCGUAACCAUGCCCCCUCUUCGCCUGGUUCUGUCGGCAAUGAAGGAGGUGACGCGCACGUGGAAGGUGCUUGCUGGUGUCUCACAGGCACGUAGCAAAUACAAGGACGGACUGCUGAUCAUGAUCGCCACUGGCUAUGUCAAAGGAGCCGGAGGAGGUCUGAUCAUUAACUUUCAGCAGCUCAUCCGCGGGGCAUGGAAACCGGAUGCCAAAGAGUUUCUGAAAAUGGGCGCCGCCACCAAGGUGUCCAUGAUCGGGGCGGUGCUGUUUGCUCUUCAGCAGUCUCACUACCUGCCUAUACAAACGCGCCACCUGAUGCUCAUCUACACCGUCUUCACUGUGCUCAACAAGACGAGGAUGAUCUGUACGGGGUCGGCGACGUUUCCCUUCGACCCCAUCGAAUCGGUGCUCCACAAGACUCUCUUCGUUGGCUUUUCUCCCUACGCCGCUCUCACCGCCGCCGCGACAACUAACGGCUCAGCUGGUGUGCCGACCGAAGAGCGUCACGGACCUCGCACCAGCGUAGCGAGAGCGCCAGUUCAAACCGAAAACAUGUCGGAAAAGAAGAGCAACUGA